Molecule: messenger RNA, 1549 nt
Organism: Colius striatus (speckled mousebird)
Lineage: Eukaryota; Metazoa; Chordata; Aves; Coliiformes; Coliidae
Gene: UBE2E2
Product: ubiquitin conjugating enzyme E2 E2
Exons: 6
Coding region: 266-871 (201 amino acids)
Biological process (GO): protein polyubiquitination
Cellular component (GO): nucleus
Molecular function (GO): ubiquitin conjugating enzyme activity
Source: RefSeq, a predicted model, not a curated record
UUCGGGCAGCGGGGGCAGGAGCAGCGGCGGUGGGAGAAGCAGAGGCAAUAGCGGCUGGUGCUUGGGAGAGAGGAGGUCGGGGAAAGAAAGAAGAGGGCGAGGAGCGCAGGGGAACGGGCUCAUGACUCAGUGAGCGGCUGCAGCAGCUCGUUUCCAGCCCAGCGCCCGGCCGGAGUCGGGGCGACCGUGUCGGAUUGUCCCGCAGCCUGUGUACGGUACCACCGAGAAAGAAAGCCCUGCGCUGGCCUGCAGUGCAGCAUCUGCCAUGUCUACAGAGGGGCAGAGAGUCGAUGAUAGUCCAAGCACUAGUGGAGGCAGCUCUGAUGGAGAUCAGCGUGAAGGUGUUCAACAGGAACAAGAAAGGGAGCAAGUUCAACCCAAGAAAAAAGAGGGCAAAAUAUCAAGCAAAACAGCUGCUAAAUUGUCAACUAGUGCUAAAAGAAUUCAGAAAGAACUUGCAGAAAUUACAUUAGACCCUCCUCCAAACUGUAGUGCUGGACCCAAAGGAGACAACAUUUAUGAAUGGAGGUCAACUAUACUGGGGCCUCCAGGGUCUGUAUAUGAAGGCGGAGUUUUCUUCCUUGACAUUACCUUUUCACCGGACUAUCCUUUUAAACCACCUAAGGUAACAUUUAGGACAAGAAUCUACCACUGUAAUAUUAACAGCCAAGGCGUCAUCUGCCUGGACAUUUUAAAAGACAACUGGAGUCCAGCGUUAACUAUUUCUAAAGUUCUCCUCUCCAUCUGUUCCCUCCUCACAGACUGCAACCCAGCUGACCCCCUGGUUGGAAGCAUUGCCACUCAGUAUAUGACUAACAGAGCAGAGCACGACAGAAUGGCCAGACAGUGGACCAAGCGAUACGCCACAUAGGAACCUACUCUAGGAUUUGCUGGACCUGUGCAAGCACAUUCACCAAGUGCAUCAAUAGCCCUUCCCUUCAUUCUUAUUUUUUAUUAAACUUUGAACCAUUUUGUGACAAAAGGUUGUCCUUCCUUUCUUUUUGGUUUUAUUUUUAUUUGUAUUUGUUUUGGGUUUUUUUGUUCCGUUAACUUGAAAGUCGUUUCCCUCAAAUGUAGACAGGGAAUUUUGGUUAUCAGUGCAAAGAAUGUUGGAUCUGUAAUAGUAUAGAGCUUUGUCACAAAGCUUUGUAUUAAUGUGUGGGGUUUUGGUUUUUUUCUUUCAUGUGGUUUUGGGAAAAACAAACAAAUUCAAAAUUAUAUCUCGUUUCUACUUAAAUGUAGUGUUUAGGGUUAUUUUUUUGUACUGAAGUCUUUAAUGGUGGGUGCAUGCUACUGGGAACAAGUUUUGUAUAAAAGCUUAAAAUCAAGAAUCACUGUGCAUUACUAAGACUGUGUUUAUCACUAUAGCCUUCUGUUUCCCACACAAAAGGCUAUUGUAUUGAACAAAUUAAUAUGUAUUUUGAUUUACUUAAAAAAAAGAAAAAGUGCUUGUAAAUUUCUUAGGGACCUGCCACUUUUGACUGUGGAUCAGUUGAUGUACACUUGUAUUAUUAAAGCACUCAAUAAAACACUGUGGCUGAUAAAUGUA